Messenger RNA from Adineta ricciae, 462 nucleotides. Lineage: Eukaryota; Metazoa; Rotifera; Eurotatoria; Adinetida; Adinetidae. The record is from the annotation of a GenBank genome assembly.
AUGGCUUCGAGUAAUCAAGAUGAUCAAGUAAUUCCAGUUUCAACUGAUCAACAAGCUGCUGCUGCUGCUGCUUCAUCAUCCUCCGAACACAUUGAGGAAGUCGAUGAAGCCCAUGCCGGUGAAAGUGAUAGUUGGGAAACGGACGACGAAGGUGAUUUCUAUUCUGAGAGUGCACACGUUGAACAAUUCGACGAUGAUAACGAAGAUGAUGAAAGUUUUGCUGAUAUCGGUUUGGCUAAACAACUAAUCGAUUGUUAUCCAACAACAACUGCCGACAAAGUCUCUGCAGUCGGUAAACUAUGCGACAUUUGCUUGAAUGAAUACAAAGCAGAUGAUAAACUACGAACGAUUCCAUGUUUACAUCAAUUUCAUUACAAAUGUAUCGAUAAAUGGCUUAAGAAAAAUUCCAAAUGUCCAAUGUGUCGAAGUGACCUACGUAAAUCCGAAUGGUAUUCCGAAUAA